Messenger RNA from Angiostrongylus costaricensis, 1440 nucleotides. NCBI's taxonomy places the organism in Eukaryota, Metazoa, Nematoda, Chromadorea, Rhabditida, Metastrongylidae. The record is from the annotation of a GenBank genome assembly.
AUGUCAAUUUUGGAAGAAGAAUGUCUACUUUGUAAAAGUUUUCAGCGUUUAUUUUUCAGGGUUGGUCACUUGAAUUCUAACUUUAAUCAUUUGCUGUUCGAAAGUCGUUUUGAAAGUGGAAAUCUUCGUAGAGCAACGCAGGUUGGGCCAAGCUACUAUGAGCUGAUUUUAUCGCCGGACAUCAAUCAACAGAAGGAGCACUAUCAAUGGUUUUAUUUCGAGGUUUCCAAUAUCGUGAAUGACAUCGUUUACACAUUUGAGAUAUUGAAUUGCCUAAAGGCAACUUCGAUGUACAGUAAAGGAAUGCAACCUCUAAUGUAUUCGGUUCGAGAUGCUCUCGCAGGUCAACCAGGAUGGGUUCGCGCUGGUGAAUCCAUAUGUUAUUAUCGUAACCUGUACACUCCCGAAGAUUGUUGUGAAAUUGGUGAAGAUGCCGUGAAAAAGCAUGAUUUCUACUCCAUUCGCUUCAAUGUUACGUUUCGAAAUAAAGGAGAUGUGUGCUAUUUUGCGUACCACUUCCCCUACACAUUUUCCUAUCUCAAGACGAUUAUCUCGCGAUUCUUGUCACGAAUUCCUGGCAGUCUAUAUUACUCAAAUGACAUCAUUGGGAAAUCGCUUGGAGGAAAUCCUGUACAUUUGCUUACCAUAACAGCACCUUGUACAACAUCUGAGAUCGCAAAGAAGGACUGCAUAUUUCUAUGUUCAAGAGUACAUCCCGGAGAAAGUAAUGCGAGCUGGAUGAUGCACGGUAUACUUGAGACUUUACUGAUAUCUUCGGAUCCUGUAGUCGAAGAGCUGCGUCGAAGAUUUGUGUUCAAAAUCGUUCCAAUGCUGAAUCCUGAUGGAGUCAUAAACGGAAGUCACCGUUGUUCUUUAUCGGGUGAAGAUUUAAACAGAGUAUGGGAUAAACCAAAUCGUAUCGUUCACCCCGAAAUAUACCACACAAAAGCGACCAUUCAGUAUAUGUGUGAUGUAUUAGAACGCCCACCUUUUGUUUUUGUCGAUCUACAUGGCCAUUCUCGAAGAGCAAAUGUGUUCAUGUUCGGAAACAAUCCAGAGGAGUCAUGGAGAGCAGAUGACAGGGUUCUUCCUCACAAUUACGAAUUCAUGAAGUUGCCAGAGAUUUUCGAGCAGACUUCUGCUGCCUUCUCGUUUAACCUUUGUCAGUUUGGAAUAACCAGACGAAAGGAAUCGUCAGCGAGGGUGACUGUGUGGAGACAGUUUGGCGUUUCAAACGCUUAUACUAUGGAAUCUACGUUCUUUGGAUUCGAAACGGGUGCUUUCAAAGGUUACCAGAUUGGUACAAAGGACCUCAAAGAUGUCGGUCGCGAAUUACUGCUGGGAAUACUAGAAGUACGGAAGUUAAUUCAUCGUCCUCAAAAGCAGAAUAGGAGUGGGCCAAAAAAAGGGUUUCCAGAAAGAAAAGAUAGUGUCUCUUGA